This is a messenger RNA of Culex quinquefasciatus (southern house mosquito), 3124 nucleotides long. Its product is annotated as histone-lysine N-methyltransferase SETD1A. The coding region runs from base 60 to 3122 and encodes 1020 amino acids. Lineage: Eukaryota; Metazoa; Arthropoda; Insecta; Diptera; Culicidae. The record is from RefSeq and is a predicted model, not a curated record. The transcript has 7 exons.
UGAGUACCCCUGCAUCGCUGUCAAACAAACGCCAAACGUCAAAACACAGUUUAACCAAGAUGUCGGAAAACGACGACUUGCUCAACUAUGAGCUGGAAGCCGGCGGCGAUCCGGCCUUAAUGAACGAGGACGAUCUGCUGCUGUCGGAUGAUGAGAGCGGCCUCCGGCUCGACCAACAGGACGAAGAGUUGCUGCUGAGCGAAUCCGAGGACUGGGUCUCGAAACAGCUAGCGGCAAAAGAAAAAGAAGCCCUAAAGCAGCAGCAGCAGUCAACCUCCGGCAGCAGAAAGCGGUCCUCGACCAGUCCUCCGAGGAAGCAGCCGACUAAACCCAAAACUCCGGUUCCACCGGUGGUCGAGGUAAAGCAGGAAGUUCCGGUACCGGAACCGGAACCAGAACCACAACAGCAGCAUGUUGCGACGGUGGCCGUUGUCAAGGAGGAACCACCCUCCAGCCAGGAAUCAAUUCUGCCCGCUUCGACCGCGUCCGAAAGUGAGCGCGGGGACUCGACAACGGAAAUCUCGUCGGUUUCCGGCUCUUCACUGGUACCAGAGUCGGUGUCUGGUACGUCGAUCGCCACAACUAGUGAAACCACAACCACUACCGAAUCGACGACCUCGGUAACGGCGGAAUCUUCGUCGUCGAUCGUGUCCCAGACCGAUUCCGGGAUGUUGUCUCAUUCGGCGGAGCAGAUUCACACCGAGCAGGAGGAGGAAGAAAGAGAAGUGGUCACUUCACAAGUUUCGUUGGCGCCACCGGAGGAUGUUCCGGUGAAGGAGGAAGUGGCGGCCACGCCGUCGAAGGAACAGCUGGUGGAGCAGAAAUCGAGCCAGCUGUGUGACACUACCUCGUCCGAGGACGUACUGGAUCUGUACGUCACAAAUCAGGACCGCGAGCCAGAGUUUUCCUACGACACGGACGAAUCUACGGAGAAACGUGACUGGAAGAACGAGGGCAAGCCAGGGCUGUUGGACGGCAAAGCGUCGUCCACGUCGCAGCACUCGGGACCACCGCCGCCAUUGCUGCAGCACCCGAAUCGGCCACCGCUCUCAAAUCGGCCCAACAAUUUCAAACAUUCCGGCGAUUCUUCCGGAGGAUCAUCCGGCGAUCAGAUGCCACACUUUAUGCAGCAACAGCCGCCGGGAAUGGGAAUGCCACAGGGACCACAUCCAAACUUUGGUGGACCAUUCCGGGGUGGAAUGCGACCUCGGUUCCCACCACGGCCAGGUUUCCCCGGGGACAUGAACAACUACAGGAACAACCGGAUGAACUUCCCGAUGGGCGGACGACCUCCGUUUCCACCGCGGGGACCUCCCUUUGACCACAUGAUGCGUCCGGGCAUGAUCCAUCCCGGAGAUCGACCACCGUUCGGCGGAGGUGGACCCCGAAUGGGACCAAUGUUCCGACCAAACGGACCCGGCGGAGGACCUCCGUUGCUUCACCGUGGCGCGAUGCCACCCGGUGGACCACCUCAGGGACCAGGUCCGAUGGGAGCGAUGCCACCUCAUCAACCGCCACUGCUCAGUUUCGAAGCCGGUCCGUUGGCUGCGGCCGCCGUCCCGGCCAUCCCUGCGACGCCCGUCUUGCCCCGAAAGGUGCUGAUCAAUCCAAACUUCAAAGGAGGCGUCGAAGCGGCCACAAGUCAACUGAUGCGCGACGCUCUCAACAGCCAGCAGUUCCUGGCCAACAUCAACAACCGCCAGGUCAGCGACGAAGAGUUGCUCCGACAGCAGGAAGAGUUCAUCAACAAGAACCGCAUCGAGGUGGAGAAGCGCCGCUUCGAACGAUCCCCAUCCCCUCGACGCGAACGACCAAGAAGUCGAGACCGGGAACGGAACGACCGGGGUCGCUCGCGGGAUCGUGGCCUGGAACGGGAGCACCGAGACCGGGAGCACCGGGAUCGGUCUCGAUCACCGAGGAGACAUCGCGGGGGAAGCAGGGAUCGAGACGCCGGCAGACCGCGGAGGAACUUCCCGUCGAGGCGGCACGGCAGCCGGGAUCGGGACGAUGACAGUCGGUACCCGAAGCGGCGAAAGAGUGGCGAUUACGGCGACAGCCGGAACAAUAAUGAUAAAAAGGACGACGACGAGGAUCCGGACACGAGGGCGUACCGGUUAGAGAUCGAGAAGCAGAAGGCCAUCCGGGAGAAGAUUCUCAAGGACAAGGAGAUGCGCCGGAAGCAGGCCGCCGAGGACAACAAGAAGACGGCGAAGCCAUCGGACCGCAAAUCCGAGGAACCCCCCGCCAAGUUCACCCCGAUCGUCGUCACCGAGAAGAAGAUCAUCUCGCUAAAGAAAAAACCCGAAUCGUCGUCGUCGGACAAGAACCACGAGUCGUCGUCCUCGUCCUCCUCGUCCAAGUCCAAGCCGUCACUGCCAGACAAAAAGACCGAGGAGGUCAAAAAGCAGCAGCAGCAACCCGCAGCAGUCUCGCCGCCCCGCAAGGUCAUCGACAACCGGGACGACGACAUCGACCUCUUUCUGGACGAGUACGAGGAGGAGCUGCUGCGCGAACCGACGCCGUCUCCGCCACGGCCCAAGGAGAAGCCGGCGCCUCCGCCGCCACCGGUGACUUCCUCGUCAAACAGCAAUCGAGGGGACAACGGGGGUGGCGGGUUCGGGUCGAGCAGCCGCCGGAUUGUGCUGAAGUCGGAGUCGCGCCACCACCACGAGAAGGAGAAGGCGGCGGCGCCGCCGGCGAAAAAGUUGAGAGUAUUUGAUAGGCUAGAUAAGCGGAUAGGAGUCAAUGACGCAGACAAGAGGAAGCUGCAAAGGGAGAGGUCCCCCCUAAUUGUCAUUUCCAGCUGUUUCGAGCCGGAAGUUCCUCCGCCACCGGACGCCUACGUCAACUACGAAGCGGAGGCGAAUGUCACCGAAGAGGAAGAAGACGAAGACGAUGAGGAAGAGGAAGAGGAACAAGCCCAGCGGGACGGGGAUGGUCGCGAGAGGCUGGCCAGCGCCGCGGUGCUGGUUGUUCGGCGGUGUGGCAUGGAAGGGUUUAGACUGAAGAAGGAGGAAGAAAUAGAGGAGAGUCAGGUUGAGAGCAAGUGGGGAGUAGGGCCGAGGAGUGCGUUUCAGCGCGAGGGGAAGAUCUUUAGGGAGAAUGAGCGUAGGAGGCAUUAGGA